AUGGGUUGCCGAUGUUUUAGGGGUAAAAAGCUCAAAAAAGGCUUUUUCACCCUCAUGCACCAUAAAAAUUUGUACCGUUUACAGGUUGCGAAGGGCUUUAAACCGACCCACGUAGCGACUGGUCACUUGUCGGCCGAAUAAAAAAUAAAUACUGUUUCACAUUUUAAAACAUUUUUUUUCUCAGACUUAUCCGGAUCUAGGUCUGUUCCUUCUCCAUUCUCCUCGAUCUUUCCGCACGCAACAUUCCGAUCAGGUUUGAGAAUCCAACACUAGCUCACGAGAACUGGUUUGUGUCUGCAUAGCCGCCAUUCGAUUAUCAACCAAGUUUCAUGUCUGAAGUCAACCUUGUGACUCCUACCACUUUUGAUCCCUUUGCUGAUGCAAGUGGUGAGAACUCUGAUGCGGGAACAAAAGAAGAUUAUGUGCAUGUGCGUAUUCAGCAACGGAAUGGUAGGAAAAGCUUGACGACUGUGCAGGGGGUGAAAAAACAAUUCAGCUAUGAAAAAAUACUGAAGGACCUCAAGAAAGAAUUUUGCUGCAAUGGAACUGUCGUUAACGACACUGAAUUAGGCCAGGUUAUACAGCUUCAAGGUGACCAAAGGAAGAACGUAUCUGCCUUCCUUACACAGGUAACCUUGGAAGCAGGCUGGAAUUGCGAAGAAGGAAAACAUUAAAAUCCAUGGUUUUUGAUCUGGUCGCGGAUAACAUAAUAGCUACCACAAGCAGAAGACUUGUGCUGCCUUAUUGUUUCAGUGGUUUAGUAAAAGGACUGAUUUUACCUUCUUUGAUUAUAUGUCCUUCCCGAUAUGCACUUCUAUUUCAUGGUUGUGACUUCUCAUUUUGAGAAAGAUUGAUUGUUGACUUUGUGUUUGCUUUUGAUGUAAUUGAUGACUAAAGCUACUUGUUGGCAGAUUCUCAUGUGGAAAUAUUGUGUUUAUUAUAUGAACACUUGAGAUUUUAAAUUCCCAGGGCCAUCUAAACUGGAAUUGUAUGCAUCACUGGUCCCAAUUCCUAGUGUACCCUUUUACCAAUAUAUACUUAAAUAAAGAGUGUAAAACAUUUUUCUUGUUAUAAUUUGAUAUGAAUGGAAUAUAUAAAUAGGGAUGGAUG
This is a messenger RNA of Cuscuta europaea, 1110 nucleotides long. NCBI's taxonomy places the organism in Eukaryota, Viridiplantae, Streptophyta, Magnoliopsida, Solanales, Convolvulaceae. The record is from the annotation of a GenBank genome assembly.